AUGGCCCCACUCAAGAUCGUGCUAGAUGGCACAUCGUCCAUCACCCGCCAGCCGGAACGAGCUGCCCUCAGGUUCAUCGUCAAGGCGAAUGGGAAAACCCGAGAAAGCGUGUCCAAGGAAGUGACUGAGACAUCUAAUGAGAUAAACAGACUUUUCAAAGAUCUGGCCCCGAAAACGGAGACCGGCGAAACAAUCCAAGGCUCACCAGUGACCUCUUUCUCCUCCACCUCGCUACGAACAUGGUCUGAAGUACCGAGCGAUAAGUCGGGCAAGCCUCUUCCUACAAAGUACCACGCAACUCUGUCGCUCAAUGCACUGUUCCAGGACUUCACCAAGCUUAGCGAAGUGGUUGGAAAGUUGUUUUCUUACCCCAACAUCGAGAUCCAGUUCCUCGAUUGGUGUCUCACGGAGGCGACGCAAAACGCUCUGAGUUCCGAAUCCCGUGAGGAGGCAAUGCGCGACGCCGUCCGGAAAGCAAACGACUACGCUAGGGUCAUUGGACGAGAAGUCGUUGCGGUGGAAAUCAGGGAGCCGGCAGGUGGACUACAGUUCGGAAUGAACGGUGGGCGAUAUAAUCCAUAUAUGCAGGGCCAGAUGACGCAGCAAAUGGCGCACCAAUACCAACAAAAGAUGGCUCGGUCGACCAUACCUCCAGCGGUUGGCUCUUCCCCUGCUCCCAACUUGAACUUAGAUUCAGGCGCUCCGGCACUUGAUUUGAGUCCGCAGUUGAUUCGGUAUACGAAUUAUGUGGAAGUUGAAUUCCAGGCUGCAUAUAAUUGA
Molecule: messenger RNA, 780 nt
Organism: Penicillium egyptiacum
Lineage: Eukaryota; Fungi; Ascomycota; Eurotiomycetes; Eurotiales; Aspergillaceae
Source: the annotation of a GenBank genome assembly